AAUAACAAUAAAAUUGAUAAUAAUAACAAUAACAAUCAUAAUAAUAAUAUAAAUAUAAAUAAAACUACCACAAACACAUCAAUAAAUAAUAAUAGUAAACCGAAAGGUAGUGAGGAUUCUUCACCCUUGCAAACUUCAACAACUUCAUUGAUGACAAGAUCAAGAGCCGCAUCAAAACCACCAGCUUCAAAUAUCACAACCACCCCAUCAAAAUCGAACAAGAGAGGGUCUUUAACUCCUACAACCACAACCACCACUACACCCAAUAAAAUUAAUAAUACUAUCAGUAAAAGACCAGCAACAAGAAGAAAUUCGAUAGUUAAUGACGAGGAAGAGGAGGAUGAUGGUGGAGAGGUUUUAAACGAUGUUAAUUUUGAAAAUAGUGAUAAUGAAGAGCUAACAAAACGAAAAUCAAAUACACCAAAUAAAAAAACCCCUGUAAAUAGUAAAUCAAAUAACGUAUCAUCUGGAGAGGAAGAAGAUGGAUUAGAAGAAGACGAUGUUGAAGAAGAGGAAGAAAGAGAGGAAGAAGUUUUAAAUAAUGUUCGUGUUGAAUUGAAUAGUGAUGAAGAUGAAUACUUUAAAAAUAGUGCAUCUGAAGAAGAGAAUGGAUCAAAGAGUAAUGGUAAAAGAUCGACCUCGACAUCAAGAACUAGACUUAGCGUAUCACAACAAGGAUCAAGAAGAAAAAGUGCAGGUAAAAAAGUUGAAGAAUCAUCUGAUGAAGAAUCUGAUCAAGAGGUUUUAAAUUCGACAUCCCCAAGAAGAGGUUCAAGACAUAUUAAUUCAACCACCGCAAAGAAACCUGCAGGUAAAAAAUCAACACCCAAUAUUAAUAGUGUUAAUGGAAAACGAAAGAGAGCACCAUUGGUUUCAAAUACUGCAUUUAAUUCUGAAUCUGAAUCUGAUCAAUCAGGUCAGGAUUCUGAAAUUGAUGAACAUAGCAGCUCAGAAGAGGAGGUAGAGAAACCAGUAUCCAAGAUUAGAACAAGAGGAUUGGCCGCUACAAGUAAAAAUAAGAUUUCAAAACCAUUUGCAAAGAAAAAGGCAACUAGUAAAGCUACAUCUUCAAAAUCAUCGAAAUCCAGUAAAUCUUCAAAAUCACCAUCUAAAAAGAAAGAUUCAUCAUCUGAAGAAGAUUCUGAAGAUGAAAAUAAUUAUGAAAGCGACGCAGAUGAGGAAUCUGAAGUAAACGAUACUGAAGAGUCUCAAGAUUCUGAUGUCUCAAUGGAAGAUAGUGAAGAUGAUUUAAUUGAAUUAGAGGACGAAGAAGAUUUAAAGAUUCAAAGAGUUUUGGUUACAAAGUUGUUUAAAAAGAAAUUUAUAAAUUUACCAUAUUUACUUGCAGAUUAUAUAAAACUAAAUAAUAAAGAGAAUAAUAAUAUAACGAAUAAACCUGGUACAGAUACACCCGAGAUUAAAGAAGAAAAGAAGGAGAAAUCAGUUGCCUCCACAGGGCAAGAUGUAAAGAAGGAUGAAGAAAUGAAAGAUGUUGUUACAGAAAAUAAAACAGCUACUACCGAAACCAAGGAUACCGAAAUGAAAGACAUUGAUAUUGAAAAGAUGGAUGUCGAAACUGAAAAACCAACUACAAGUGCUUCUGAAGAAACCACACCAUCAACUGCAGCAUCAGCCUCCUCAACCACUACAACAACAACCACUACGCCAGCUAAGGAAGAAGAGAUUAGAUUUUUAGUAUUGUAUAAAAAUAAAUCAUACAGACACGCAAGAUGGGUUCCAGAAAAAUCAGUCGAAAAAGAAAAAGAUAGUCCAACACUUGUAAAACUAUUAAAGAAUAUUAAAAAUCAGCCACCACCUCCAAUAAACGAUGAAUCUGAAGCAAAUCCAUUUUAUUAUUUUGCACCAGAAUGUAUACAGAUCGAUAAGAUUUUAACAAAGAGAGAGAUUAGAAGCUCAAGUAAAAGCAAUAAUAAGAAAUCCAAUACUUUUUAUUUGGUCAAAUGGAAAUCAUUACCACACGAAAAGAGUACAUGGGAGCCAUCCGAUAGUUUAACAUCCGAGGAUGAUCAAGAGGCAAUCAAAGUUUUUAAUCAAACCCAGGCCAUCAUCGAACAAGGUAAAAAGCAUGUCAGUAGACCAACUAAACUUCCAGUAUUCAAUAGCGAAUUGGUACCAAAGUUCAAAGGUGAAUUGUCAUUAAAAGAUUUCCAAGUUGAAGGUUUCCUUUGGCUUACAUAUUGUUGGUACCAAGGUAGAUCCUCAUUGUUAGCUGAUGAAAUGGGUCUAGGUAAAACAAUUCAAACCAUUGCUUUUAUUCAAUACCUAAGUCAAAAAGUUGGAAUUAAAGGACCAUUCCUCAUUGUUGCUCCAUUAUCCACUCUUGGUAAUUGGCAUAAAGAAUUUUUAAAAUGGACCGAUAUGAAAACUUUGGUAUAUUAUGGUUCACAAGAAACCCGUUCAUUUAUUUCAAAAUACGAAUUUAAAGCUGGUAAAGACAAUUAUUUAUUUGAGGUUUUACUCACCACCUACGAAACUAUUAUGUCUGAUCACAGUGUUUUCGUUAGAGUACCAUGGAGAGCCUUAGUUUUAGAUGAAGGUCACAGAAUUAAAAAUGAAAAAUCAAAAGUUUUAAGCAAAUUAAAAUCAAUUAAAACUGAACAUUCAGUAAUUUUAACAGGUACACCAUUGCAAAACGAUAUGAAAGAGUUAUGGACAAUGUUAAACUUUUUAGACCCAGAAAAAUUUGAUAAUUGUAACGAUUUCUUAAAUGAAUAUUCCGAUCUAAAAGAAGAGUCCCAAGUCUCCAAACUUCAUCAAUUACUUACCCCAUAUUUAUUAAGAAGAAUGAAAGAAAAUGUCGAAUUAUCUAUUCCAAUUAAAGAAGAAACUGUAAUUCAAGUAGAGCUUUCAUCAACUCAAAAAACUUAUUAUAGAGCUAUUUUAGAAAGAAAUAGAGAAUUCCUUGCCAGAGGUAUCAGACACAAAUCAAAUUUACCAAAGCUAUCAAAUAUCAUGAUUCAAAUUAGAAAAGUUUGUAAUCAUCCAUUUUUAAUUCCGGGUGCUGAAGAGUCAAUUGUUAAACAAGAAAAGAUCUCUGGUGAAGAUGAAUUGGGUGAACUUUUAGUACGUUCAAGUAGUAAGUUGGUAUUGGUCGAUAAAUUAUUGCAAAGAUUAAAGGCUGAAGGCCAUCAAGUUUUAAUUUUCAGUCAAAUGGUAGAGUCUUUGAAUAUAUUGGAGGAUUAUCUUCAAUAUAGAGAAUACACUUACGAACGUUUGGAUGGUUCAAUUAAAUCUGAGGUUCGUCAAGCCUCAAUCGAUCGUUUCCAAGAUAAGGAGGCUAAUCGUUUUGUUUUCCUUUUAUCAACUCGUGCUGGUGGUGUCGGUAUUAAUCUUACUACUGCUGAUACAGUCAUCCUUUUUGAUUCAGAUUGGAAUCCACAAUCCGAUUUACAAGCACAAGCAAGAUGUCACAGAAUUGGUCAAACUAAUAAUGUAAAAGUAUAUCGUUUAAUUACUAGAAAUACUUAUGAAGAAUACCUAUUUGAAUGCGCAACAAAGAAACUUUUAUUAGAUCAUAUCGUUCUUAGCACAAAUAAUAAGAAGGGUGCUCCAGGACAACAACCACCAGGUGAAUUAGAAAUUGCAGCUGCCAAUCCAUUUAAAGUCCAAGAAAAUAUUGAUGAUCCAAACUCACCAAGUCAAAUUAGUCAAAUGUUAAAAUAUGGUGCUGCUUAUCUUUUUGCAGAAUCUACCAACGAAGCCAACGAACAAGAUAAAAUUAUGAUCAAUGAAGAUAUUGACAAAAUUCUCGAACGUUCAACUACCAUCAGCUUUGACUCAAAGAACAGUAAGCCAAAUAGUCUUUCAGGUUUCUCAAAAGCCACAUUUGCAUCAAGCGAAACUGAUAUGAAUGUAGACAUGAAUGAUGAAAACUUUUGGGAAAAAGUUUUACCAGAUUAUAAGACUGUUAAACAACUUGAAGAGAAAUUGGGUAAUGGAUCAGCUUUAGCAACAGAAGAAUCUCGUGCCUCGUUUGUUCAAGAUAUAUUAGAUUUGGCUCAAUCCAAAAAAGAUGAUAUUGCUGAUAGUGUUUCAAUAGAGUUUAUUGGUGAUCUUGUUAAACUCAUUAUGAGAGUAGAAUUCAAUACCAAAUUUACAAUCGAAGAACGUGAAAAACUUCAACAAACCAAAUUACUUUUAGAGAAGCCAAGAACAAGAAAACGUGUUAUUCCUGAAGUUAUCCAAACCCACCUCAGCGAACCUAAAUCUAACAAAAAGAAGGGUAAUAGCAAUAAUCUCAUUUUGCCAGAUUCAGAUAGUAGCAGUGAUGGUGGUAGUGACACCGAUUUUGUUCUCCCAGAUGAUGGUGAUUCAUAUGAAUCAGAUGAUCACGUUGAAACCCUUGAUGGCGGCCAUACAAAUUCUUUAAGAGAAUCAAAGAGAAAAGAAAAGAAAGCUCUUAGCAAGUCCCUCAAUUCUGGUUCUUCUGCACUCAACGGUGUUUCACCACAAUUACUUUUAUCUGCUUCUUGGAACAAAUCCCAAAAAGAUAAAUUUAAACAAACUCUACUCAAAGUUGGCUACCAUCGUUGGAAGAAAAUUCAAUCUGAACUCGCCCAACAGGGAGUCAAUAAAACUGCAGCAGAAAUUCAAUCAGUUUCGGAAUCAUUCUUACAAAUUGGUCUUGUACAACAAGGCUCACUUAUUAAAGAUUUCUAUGAAAUUUUUUUAGAUGACACUUCAACUUAUAAUUAUUAUAAAAUGGGUUUCGAUACAGAAAACAAAAUUAUCUAUAACACUGAUCCAACUCCUUCAAACAUCAAAAGUUAUGAAGUUAAAAAAUCAUUUAACACAAGCGGUUUAUUCUGUUCCCAAGUUAUUAAUGUUAAAUGGUCGGUAUUAGAUAAAAAUAAAGGUAAUAAUAAACCAUCAGAUAAUAAAUCAUUAGAAAAUAAACCAUCAGAAGAUAAACCAUCAGAUAAUAAAUCAUUAGAAGAUAAAUCAGAAGAUAAAAUGGCAGAAGAUAAACCAACUGAAAAGAAUGUAGAUGAAAAUAAAGAAAAAGUCGAUGAAACAAAGAAACAAGAACAAGACAAAGAAAAGCUUUGUGAAGAUAAACCAGUUGAAGAUAAAUCUAAUAAAGAUGAUAAACCAGCCGAAGAAAAACUUGAUCAAGAAGACAAACCAGUUGAGGACAAACCAAUCGAAAAUAAGGAAGAUAAAGCAGAAGAUAAGGUCGAAGAUAAGUCAUCUGUUACUGCUGCUGAAGAUAAACCACUUGAUGUUAAAGAACAAGAAGCAGCCGAAGAAAAACAAUCAUCUAGCCAAGAUAAAUUAAAUGAAAAAUCUAAUGAAGAUUCAAAACCAAGUGAUAAAUCUGUUACAACUAAUGAAGAUCAAAAGCCAGAAGAAUCAAAGGAUAAAAUGGAUGUUGAUUCAAAUGAUGCUAAUAAAUUAUCAACUGAACCAAUAAAAUCUGAAACCCCAGCUGUACCACCACCAAAACCAAUUUCAAUUAAAAAUCCAUGUAAAACUCCAGCUUAUUAUUUGGUCAUAACAUUAGAUAAUUUCCAAAAUUCACAAAUUGUUCGUACCUAUCCAUUGGGAGAAGCUGAAAGUGGUUCAAUCGAAAUAACAUUACCAGGUUUUGCAAAUUUAUAUGAAUUUAGAGUGAUGUUUUCAAACCCAUCAACAAAUACAUUCCGUUUUGUUAGCGAACCAUUCAAAUUUACUGUUGGCAGCAAUACAAUUUGGCAAAACAAUGAUUUCCCAUCUUUCUCAACAAGAAUUCAAACUGUUAUUACUCGUCUUAUUCAGUUAAGAGCAAUUAAACAAUUGGUUAAUAAAUAUGGUAAACAGUUAUUAACUCUUAAUAUUCCUUACAUUUCCAGAGGACCAAUUCCAACUUGGAGUUCUGAUAAUGACAAGAGUUUAUUAGUGGGUGUUUACAAACAUGGCUAUGGUAAAUACACAGAAAUUUUUGCUGAUCCAGAAUUGGACCUUAUGACAAAUGUAAAGAGAUCUCAACUACAACAACAACCAUUUAACUCCCCACCAGAUCCAUCAAAUCCAAACAAUAAUAUUGAUAUUGACGAGUUGGGAGAUACUCCAAAUUCAACCAAUAUUGCUUCUCCAAGUGGCGGUACAAAUACUGCCUCUGCUGCAGAAAAAAUCCCAUCAGCUGAGUCACUUAGAAGAAGAAUUCAAAAAGUCACAGACCAAAUAUUAAAGAAAGAACAUAAUGAUAAACUAUUAAAGCAACACUUGGCUCAACAAAAGCAACAACAAAUUCAACAACAAAUCCAAAGAGAAAAGGACCAAAAAGAAAGAGAGCACAGAGAAAAAGAGCAAAGAGAAAGGGAGCACAAGGAAAGAGAACAACAAAUUAAAGGUGGUUAUCAAUCUACAAAAUCAAAAUAUAGCAAUUAUUAUGAAGAUAAUUACCAACCAUCAACUCAUUAUCGUAAACCAGAAUAUAGCGGUGGUGAUAUUUCAUCUGAUGAAGAUGACGAAGAAUAUAAUAAAUUAAAGAAAAUGAAACUUAAUCACAGUAAUGGUGGUAAUAAUGGCUCAUUCUUUAAAGGCAAUAAUGGAAGUUUCUUUGAUAAACCACAAGCUCCACAACAAUUACCAUCACUCGGUAAAAUAAUUCAAAAGACUAGUUCAAAAUCAAAUACAUCACAACAACAAUCACCAUUGUCUUCUCCAAAUCAAUAUCAAACAAACAAACAAUCAUCUUUAUUAUCAACACCACAAUCACCAAGUAAACCAACCAAAUCUUAUCAAAACUUUAAUAUUAGACUUUUAUGGGAAAAUAGAAUUUAUCCAAUUUCAAUUCCAACAUUUACCACACUUGAUUCAUUAAAGAGAUUAUUUAUUGCAAAAGCAUGUAUUCAACAAAUUGUAGGUGCUGCAGGCGAGGAUCAAAACCAUAUCUUAAGAUUCUAUUAUAAUGACCAACCAAUUCAGAAUGGAAUGAAGCUUCUUGACUUUGGCAUUAAAGAUAAUGAUCGUAUAAGUGUUUUCUGGGAAUCUAAAUGGAAAACUAUUCAAGUUAAAGGCUUUGAAUACGAAAGUGUUUUAAUGAAUGUUCAAGAUGAUACUCUUUUAGAAGAUAUUGUCAAGGCAUAUUUCAUCAAUUCACAACCACCAUACGAUAUAAAGAAUCUUAGAAUCGAAUAUAAUAAUCAAACAUUAUCAUUAAGUUCCGAUGUUGGUACAAGUAAGAUCAAGACCGAAUCUUUCCUUUUUAUUGUUCCAUCACAAGAUAUCAUUCGUGUAUUUGUAAAUCCAUCAUGGGGUGCAGAGAAAGAAACAUAUGCUCUUCAUAAAAUGACAACAUUAUUAUCAAAACUAAUGGAUUCAUUCUUAAAGAAACACUCUUUACUUCCAAAACAAAUAGAUUUCUUUAUUCCACGUCUUGGUACCUCUCUCAAAGGUGAUAAAACUCCUUCGCAAUUAUUAAUCGAAGAUGAAACCGAAAUCACUGCUAUUUUAUUAUUAGUCCGUGUUGAUGUUGUUUUCAGUGGAACUACUGUACCUUAUUUCCUUAGUACCACAACAUCAUUCGAAUCAUUAUUCCAACGUUUCUGUGAAAAACUAAAUAUUGAUAGAAGAACAACAGUUUUCUCUUACGAAAAUAGACGUCUUUUACCCGAUGAAACUCCAGAAGGUAUUCAUAUGAAACCACAUGUUACAAUUGAAGUUAAAACCAAUCAACCAAUUCAAUCACCAACUAAUCGUUUUAAUCAAUUACCUCCACCAUCACCACAACGUCAACAUCAAUCAUCACCACAACCACCACAAACACAGCCACAACCCUCACAACAUCGUUCACAAUCAUCUCAACAAUCUCAGCAUAGACAACAUCGUCAAUCACCAUCACAACAACCACCAUCUCCACAUCGUCAACAAUCUCAACAACAUCAUCAACAACCACAAACACAACAAUCAAUUAUCGAGGUUGAAGUUAAAUUAGUUGGCCAAGAUGCUGGUAGUUUUAUUAAAAUGCAUACUUUAAAUCCUUUCCCACUUCACAUUUUAAUGGAAAAAUUCUGUCAAGAACAUAACCUUAUUAGAAACAAUACUCUUUUCACUUAUAAGGGACAACAGUUAAAUCCAAAUUCAACAUUAGUGGAUAUCAAUUUACAAGAUGGGGAUAUUAUUGAAUGUCAUUUAUUAAAACAUUAA
Messenger RNA from Dictyostelium purpureum, 8151 nucleotides. RefSeq lists its product as uncharacterized. The record is from RefSeq and is a predicted model, not a curated record. Gene Ontology annotation, molecular function: chromatin binding; ATP hydrolysis activity; ATP binding. The transcript is spliced from 4 exons. Gene Ontology annotation, cellular component: nucleus; chromatin. Gene Ontology annotation, biological process: chromatin remodeling; regulation of gene expression. NCBI's taxonomy places the organism in Eukaryota, Evosea, Eumycetozoa, Dictyosteliales, Dictyosteliaceae. Bases 151 to 8151 code for a protein of 2666 amino acids.